Messenger RNA from Cetraspora pellucida, 120 nucleotides. The record is from the annotation of a GenBank genome assembly. Lineage: Eukaryota; Fungi; Glomeromycota; Glomeromycetes; Diversisporales; Gigasporaceae.
AUGAAAAAGCUUAUAUGUUGUUUUAGUAACAGUAAUAAUAAUAGAUUAAAAGUUUAUUGUAUAGAUCAAGAAGGUUUAAAAUUGUUAAAGAUUUGUUUAUAUAAGCUCAGUAUAAUAUAA